This is a messenger RNA of Myzus persicae (green peach aphid), 1219 nucleotides long. RefSeq lists its product as uncharacterized. The record is from RefSeq and is a predicted model, not a curated record. The coding region runs from base 203 to 772 and encodes 189 amino acids. The transcript is spliced from 2 exons. NCBI's taxonomy places the organism in Eukaryota, Metazoa, Arthropoda, Insecta, Hemiptera, Aphididae.
GUCAUUUCUCAUUGUCUGCUCUAGCCGUCUCUAGCGCAGUUAUAACUUAGAAGUACUUUUAAUUAUAAAUACGUUGUUUGGUAUAUUUGCUGUGGUCAGUGUAGACUGGUGAGAAUCCUGUAAUACGACGUCAAUUUGUUUUGUAUAAAGUGUUUUGAAUUGUCAUUAGUUAUUUAAAUAAAUAGUUUAAUUUCCGAACACUAUGGAAAAUGUGAAUAAAAAGAACUCGCCUGACUUAACAUCACCAAUAAAAAUGGACAAACCAGAUAAUAAAAUCAUUGAACUGUUGUCACCAGCAUCACAAGAUUUAAAGUUGGACCUUGAGGAUAUGGAAAUAGUUAUUAGAAACGAUAACUCAUGUUUACAUGAAUUAAAACCAAAAGCAUUGUUUAAUGAGACUAACCCUCCAAUUGUUAUUGAAAUAAUUUCUGACCAAGUAAAACCAUAUUAUGAUCUAGGCUGCAAACACUCGGAAUAUAAUAUACCUUCUGUAUCUGAACCUACCCAAAGCGAAACACCAACAAAAAAUAAAAUAAUUCCAGAAGAGUAUGAACCAACUGAUAGAUUGGUAUUAGAUGUACUAGAAUGUAAUGCACCUUUUACACCUGAACAUGAAGCUACUCAAAAUGAAAUUCCAAUAAUAAACCAAUUAUUUCCUGAAGAGCAAGCACCAAAUGUUAGAUUACAAUUAGAUUCAUCUAUUGUUAUUGAUCCUGAAUAUAUUAAUCCUAAAAUAGUUGUUGAAACUGGGCGCAAAAAAAAGCAUAAAUAAUAAGAAAAAAGAUAAACAAUUUAAAAAAAAUAGUCUACCUUUUACUUAUGAAAUUCGCUGCGCCCAUAAAAAAAUUUCAAAAAAUAAAAUAUGCAGAAUUAACAAAAGAUGAUUUAGAUGCAUUUAAAAGUUAUCUUUGUAGUUUAACCAGUAAAAUUGAACAAGACAAAUACAUAUUAACUUUGAUGAGUAUAGGCAUGGCAAAACGAACUGAAAGAAAAAAAACAGACCGAUCAAGUAGGAUAUAUGUAACAUAUUCAAUACCAUCCAUGUUCACUAUUAAUAAAGUAAACACAACUGUCUGUGCUGAAACUUAUAGUUCAGUUACAUCAAUCAGCAGAAGAAGGCUUAAAAAAAUGAAAACAUAAAACAAAUACUUACAUUGGAGUUGAAUUUACACAAGAAAAAAGCAAAACGUUUUUUUGAGCUACUAAAAGAACAAACUAA